Oncorhynchus masou masou (cherry salmon) is the source of this 3079-nucleotide messenger RNA. RefSeq names its product guanine nucleotide-binding protein subunit alpha-14-like. The transcript has 7 exons. The record is from RefSeq and is a predicted model, not a curated record. Gene Ontology annotation, cellular component: heterotrimeric G-protein complex. The coding region runs from base 76 to 1143 and encodes 355 amino acids. Gene Ontology annotation, molecular function: GTPase activity; G protein-coupled receptor binding; G-protein beta/gamma-subunit complex binding. Lineage: Eukaryota; Metazoa; Chordata; Actinopteri; Salmoniformes; Salmonidae. Gene Ontology annotation, biological process: phospholipase C-activating dopamine receptor signaling pathway; adenylate cyclase-modulating G protein-coupled receptor signaling pathway; action potential.
AUCCCCCUGGUUGGAAUACAAAUCAUUAUCCAUCUACCUCACUUUACCUACGGACGGCUACAACACGGCACCAAUAUGGGUGAAUGCUGUAUGUCGGCUGAAGAAUUGGAGAGAAAUAAGAUACAUCAGGAGAUUGAGAGACAGCUUCGCCGGGACAAGAGAGAAUCUCACCGCGAGAUAAAGUUGUUGCUUUUAGGGACUGGUGAGAGUGGGAAGAGCACCUUCAUCAAGCAGAUGAGGAUCAUCCAUGGGACGGGCUACUCCGAGGAGGACAAACGAGGCUUCACCAAGCUGGUGUACGGGAACAUCGUCAUUGCUGUUCAGAAAAUGAUCCAAGCCAUGAAGACCCUACGGAUUGAUUUCAAAGAUCAUCAGAACAUUAGCCAUGCAGACAAGCUGAGCAGGGUGGAGGCAGACAUAUUGACCAACCUGGAACCAUGGCAAGUGGAUGGCAUCAGAAGACUGUGGAGUGACCAGGGCAUGCAGAAGUGCUACGAGCGCAGGAGGGAGUACCAGCUGUCUGACUCUACCAAAUAUUACCUGAGUGACCUGGACAGAAUCGCUGCGCCCUCAUACCUCCCCACUCUGCAGGAUAUCCUCAGGGUCAGGGUCCCUACCACUGGCAUCAUAGAGUACCCCUUUGACCUCAAGACUGUCAUCUUCAGGAUGGUGGAUGUUGGAGGUCAAAGGUCAGAGAGGAGGAAGUGGAUCCACUGUUUUGAGAGGGUCACCUCCAUCAUCUUCCUGGUGGCUCUCAGCGAGUACGACCAGGUUCUCUAUGAGAGCGCCAAUGUGAAUCGAUUAGAGGAGAGCAAAGCCUUGUUUACAACCAUCGUCACCUAUCCCUGGUUCCAGGAGUCCUCCAUCAUCCUCUUCCUCAACAAAACAGACCUCCUAGCAGACAAGAUCUUACACUCCAACUUAGCAGACUACUUCUCAACGUUCACUGGUCCACAGAGAGAUGCAGAGUCUGCUAAGAUGUUCAUCCUGAACAUGUACAAAGAGCAGCACAUAGGGCGUCACAAAUCUCUGUACAACCACUUCACCUGUGCUACCGAUACAGAGAACAUCAGAGUUGUCUCCAAAGCUGUCAGGGAUACAGUCUUCCAAGAAAACCUGGAUCGGUUCGGGUUAGGGGUUUAGGACUAGUGUGGUCACAGUUAUAUGCUACAAACAUGUUAUUUUAGUUUGGGGUUACAGUUUUGCUACAGAAUAACUGUGGUCGUGAAUAACACACUUUCUUACUAUCGCAGGACUUCAGAAACAUUUUGAUUUACACUGCUGUUCAAAAGUUUGGGGUCACUUAGAAAUGUCCUUUUUUUUGUCCAUUAAAAUAACAUACAAUUAUUGUGAAUCUAAUGUACUUGUCCUCUUGCUCAGAGUUGACAUUGAGAACUCUCCAUAGAGACUGGUGUUUUGCGGGUCAACAGUGAAGCGGCGACUCUGGGAUGCUGGCCUUCUAGGCAGAGUUGCAAAGAAAAAGCCAUAUCUCAGACUGGCCAAUAAAAAUACAAAAUUAAGAUGGGCAAAAGAACACAGACAUUGGACAGAGGAACUCCUAGAACUGCCUAGAAGACCAGCAUCCCGGAGUCACUGUUGAUGUUGAGACUGGUGUUUUGCGGUUACUAUCUAAUGAAGCUGCCAGUUGAGGACUUGUGAGGCGUCUGUUUCUCAAACUAGACACUGUAAUGUACAUGUCCUCUCGCUCAGUUGUGCACCGGGGCCUCCCACUCCUCUUUCUAAUCUGGUUAGAGCCAGUUUGCGGUCUUCUGUGAAGGGAGUGGUACACUGCGUUGCACAAGAUCUUCAGUUUCUUGGCAAUUUCUCGCAUGGAAUAGCCUUAAUUUCUCAGAACAAGAAUAGACUGACGAGUUUCAGAAGAAAGUGCUUUGUUUCUGGCCAUUUUGAGCAUGUAAUCGAACCCACAAAUGCUGAUGCUCCAGAUACUCAACUAGCCUAAAGAAGGCCCGUUGUAUUGCUUCUUUAAUCAGCAUAACAGUUUUCAGCUGUGCUAACAUAAUUGCAAAAGGGUUUUCUAAUGAUCAAUUAGCUUUUUAAAAUGAUCAACUUUGAUUAGCUAACACAACGUGCCAUUGGAACACAGGAGUGAUGGUUGCUGAUAAUGAACCUCUGUACGCCUAUGUAGAUAUUCCAUAAAAAAAAUCUGCCGUUUACAACAUUAACAAAGUCUACACUGUAUUUCUGAUACAUUUGAUGUUAUUUUAAUGGACAAAAAAUGUGCUUUUCUUUCAAAAACAAGGACAUUUCUAUGUGACCCCAAACUUUUGAACGGUUGUGUGUAUUUAUAUAUAAAUAUAUAUAUAUAUAUUUUUUUAUAUAUAUCAGCAGUUGUCGCAGUGCUAUACAGAUACCCAGCUUAAAACCCCAAAGAACAACCAUGGAGUUUUUCCUGGCCACUGUGCUUCUGCAUUGCUUGCUCUUUAUGGUUUUAGGCUGGGUAUCUGUAAAGCACUGUAGCCUAGUGGUUAGAGCGUUGGACUAGUAACCGGAAGGUUGAGAGUUCAAAACCCCGAGCUGACGAGGUACAAAUCUGUCGUUCUGCCCCUGAACAGGCAGUUAACCCACUGUUCCCAGGCCGUCAUUGAAAAUAAGAAUUUGUUCUUAACUGACUUGCCCGGUUAAAUAAAGGUAAAAAAAAACUGCUGAUGUAAAAGGGCUUCAUAAAAUACAUUGGAUUGAAUUUGAUUGUAAAAAGUAUGAAUUGUAAGAAAUAACAGACAGUCUCCUGAACAUGUACCAUGUUAUGAGAUGGGGUAUCAGUAGGCUCUCCCAUCUGUAUGACAUGGUUGAUGAGAAAAAUACCCUGGGAAGAAUGUUGCCGAUCCUGCCUGCACAGUUCCUGCAGGAAGUAAAGGGAAAAUAUGCCUACAGAGUCAAAGUUCCUUAGUUUACAUUUGUGUUUUACAUUGUGUACGUUUUAUACUUGACACUUUCCUCCUUUUUUGUAUCUAUAAAACCUCAAAUAAAUUAUCAACACAAUUAUCAAUUAUCAUUCUGGAAUGGUCACUGGUUUGUUAAUGUUUGUGCAUGUAUCUUAGCAAUAAAUCAUUAAAAUCGA